CGGCGGAAGUAAACAACAAGGUGCUAGCAGCGUUAGCUUCCAGGUUUGCUUGUUCAUCGUCGGUCAGAAGUCUAUUUUUGCUGUAAACUGAAUAUUUCAGCGUCUGCAGCAACAAUAUCUUCGCUUCAUCUCCAGAGAGCGACUAACUGCUGAAUAAAUAUUCAGAACCAUCGUCCAGGAGGAGGAAGAGACCGAGCAUCAGCUCAGACUGCUGGAUAGCAGCUGGAGAACCCGAACCGGGUCAGAACCUCCAGCCUCAUGUCUGACACUACAAGGAGGCUUUUUACUGAUGGUGUUCUCAUGACUGAAGAGAGGAACUCCAUUGUCCUCAAUACAUCGAACACUAUCAAAAUAAAAGUGCGACAAGAACAAGAACAUCAACAGUUGACUGACACAAAAGAGGAACCAGAACCUCAACCAAUCAAAGAAGAACAGGCUGAGCAGUGGAUCAAUCAGAAUGAAGGGUGGCCUCCAGUGAAACAGGAGACCAUCACUUCUUUGAUGACUUUUGCUUAUGAAGAAAUAUUCCACAAUGGAUCAGAACUGCAGAAAAUGACAACACGGGAACCGAUGCCUGUACGGGUGAAAGAAGAACCCGAACCUGUGCACAUUAAAGAGGAAGAGGGGGAACCAGAACCUGCACAAAUUAAAGAGGAACCGGAGAACUUCUUCAGUGAUCACGAUGUAGAUCAGCUUGUAGUGAAGCAGGAGACUGAAACCAUUUUGGCGACUCCAAUUUAUGAGCAAAAUGGCAAGACUGAAUCUGAACCAAGCAAGAACCAGCUUCUCUCUGGAAACCACCUUGAAGCUGACAACCAACAUCAACAAGGAAGCAAUCGGGAAGAAUCAGGAUCAAGUAGAGAUGAAAAUCUGAAGUCAGAGAAGAGACGUCAGGACUCUAGAAAAUACUGGGACAACAAGGAUAACUCAGAAAUAAAAACAGAUAUGCCCUGCUGUGAAAUCUGUGGUAAAUGUUUAACAACCCACCAGCACUUGAGUUUGCACAUGAGAAUUCACACAGGGGAGAAGCCAUACCCAUGUCAAAUGUGUGAAAAAUCAUUUAGAAAUAGUAGUAAUUUGAUUCGGCAUGAAAGAACUCACACUGGAGAGAAACCGUUUUCUUGUGAAGUGUGUGGCAAGUCUUUCAGAUAUGGUGGACAUUUGACUAUUCACAAGAGAACACACACAGGGGAAAAGCCAUAUCACUGUGAACUAUGUGGUAAAGCCUUUAGUGACUGGAGUAGUAUGACCAGACAUGUGAGAACUCACACAGACAAGAAGCUAUAUUCCUGUGAAGUGUGUGGAAAAGCUUUCAAAGAGCGAAAUGAGUUGGGUCGUCACCUUAAGACUCACACAAGUGAGAAGCCGUUCUCAUGUCUGACAUGUGGAAAAGGUUUCAUCAGGAAAUGUGCUCUAACUAUGCAUAUGAGAACUCACACAGGUGAAAAGCCAUAUACUUGUGACAAAUGCAGUAAGUCUUUUGGAGACCAUAGUAAUUUAGCUCGUCACAUAAGAAUUCACACAGGUAAAAAGCUGUAUCCUUGUGAUUUGUGUCAGAAAUCUUUUAGAGACCAGGGCAAUUUGGUUCGUCAUAUCAGAACUCACAUGGGUAACAAAAAUUCCUGUAAAUUGUGUGAUAAAUCUUUCAGACAGAGGAGUGAUUUGGUUCAUCAUCUUAGAAUCCACACAGGGGAGAAACCUUUCUCAUGUCUAACUUGUGGAAAAGGUUUCCCAAGGCAGUCUGCCUUAAAUGUGCACAUGAGAGCGCAUACAGGGGAGAAGCCAUAUCCUUGUGAUUUGUGCGGUAAAUCUUUUAGAGACAAUAGCAACUUGGCUCGUCACCUUGCAACUCACACAGGUAAGAAACCCUACUCUUGUCAUCUGUGCGGCAAAUUCUUCCAACACUCUUAUUAUCUUACCAAUCACAUGAGAACUCACACAGGCGAGAAGCCAUAUCCUUGUGAAUUGUGUGAGAAAUUUUUCAUGCAGCGUAGUGAUUUGGUUCGUCACCUUAGAACUCAUACAGGUGAGAAGCCUUAUUCUUGUGAACUUUGUGAUAAAUCAUUUCGACAAAAUAGUAUUCUGACCCGUCACCUCAGAACUCACACCGGUGAGAAGCCCGACUCAUUUUGAGUUGGGGACAGUGUUUCAGCAAUCAAGCUGUAACUGAUGACUCACACAGGUGAUCUUGUGAAUUAUUUGUAAACCAUUUACUGUCAGAUGUAAACUGACUAAAAACAGGAGAAGGAAUGUGUUUUUAUUUAAAAAGGUUUCUGUGGAUGUGAGCAAAUAGAAUAUAUAUACUGUGGACAGGGCAAAAAAUGGGAUCACUUGUAUGAUAAAAGAAAGCAUUUAAACCUUUAU
This is a messenger RNA of Fundulus heteroclitus (mummichog), 2364 nucleotides long. RefSeq names its product zinc finger protein 2 homolog. The transcript is spliced from 2 exons. Gene Ontology annotation, biological process: regulation of transcription by RNA polymerase II. Bases 259 to 2133 code for a protein of 624 amino acids. Gene Ontology annotation, molecular function: DNA-binding transcription activator activity, RNA polymerase II-specific; RNA polymerase II cis-regulatory region sequence-specific DNA binding. Lineage: Eukaryota; Metazoa; Chordata; Actinopteri; Cyprinodontiformes; Fundulidae. The record is from RefSeq and is a predicted model, not a curated record. Gene Ontology annotation, cellular component: nucleus.